GCAAGCGCUAGUACCGAAACUUCGGCAUCGUUCAUCAUGCAACAAGCUUCUUGAUUCAUAGUCACUAGGUGCGGGUAAGUUACUUACGAAAUACAUACAGUAGCCUGGGGCGCAACGAUAGCUAUCGAACAAUCAUAUCAGGCUGAACUUGUAUGAAAGCGGCAGGAGUGAGAGUCAGCGCUAGCUUCGGCUAAGCAUCUAAUAUGGUAAACCGACUCAACUCCCGAAACCCAUCUGAUCAAAGACCUGCCUCUCCCUAUAGGGCCUCCUCCUUAAGAGGUACAACAGUACCCUCGCAAGCAACCCCACGGCCUCAGCUCCAGUUGUCAGCCUAUUCCUCGUACUAUACUCCACAAAUAGUGCAGCAACCUGUCCCGAAUUCAUUUUCUUUUGAUCCCACGCCUCCACAGCCGCUCUGCUUCCACAUCCACCAAUCCUUCUCUGCGCCUACAGCAUCAAGCGCGGAAGCUGGCAAAUCGGCACCAUUCCCCUUCACAAAACUCAGUGUACUACCUUCCUCGGCGCCAACAUCCAUAUCGGCACAAGCUAACCCACCGUCGAUAUUUGGGGCACUUUUAAUCAACGCUACCCGGCUUCUGCUCCAUGAGUUCGCACCUGUCCCGCUGAAGUUUGACUUUGGCAAGAAACCUGCUAGCACGAUCCCCAAGCCUGCUGCUACAUUACAACUGCUGACGACGCCGCAAAACAGACUAGCCCGUUCUCGGCGACUACUCUCCAAUUCAGUUCCAUGGGAUCUAGUUCACCGUAGAAGUUCCCGUUCGGUCACGUCGGCAUCAGUAUUUGAUUCUGGUAGCAUUAAUGCCACUGCUGCAUCAAAACCUACUGUGACCUCGGAAGCGCCCAAGCCCGAAGGAGCAGGGACUGAACCGCCCAACUCCGGUAGUUCAGCCUAUCUGGCUUUACAGGUGCUUCAUUGGCACCCAAGUCGACGCCAAACUUUGGAGCACCGUCGGGUUUGCCACAGCUCCGUCGUCGAGUGGUGAUGCAAAGAAGAUGGAUGCUCUAUUAUGAAUCUUUGGCGCCGCAAGGCUACCAAGGAAGAUAUAUAGAAGCAAGGUUGGCGCUUCUACACCUGCAGUCUUCGGUGGUUUCGGCUUUGGUGCAGAUGCAAACAGCGUCGCGAGUAAAAUCUUUGACAAGUCCAGUGCUUCAUAACCCAGUGGUGAUGCAAGCACGUCUACGUCGACUCCCAAGAGUGUAUUUGGCAAUGCCACGUCGAACAAUAUAUUCUCUAUAACUCCUGCUGGAUCUACUGUUGUAUUUGAUAGUGCCCAACUGGGUGCUUUUACGUUUGGCAAUGGGUCAACCAAGCCUGAGAUA
Messenger RNA from Suillus subalutaceus, 1341 nucleotides. RefSeq lists its product as uncharacterized. The transcript has a single exon. The coding region runs from base 204 to 1004 and encodes 266 amino acids. NCBI's taxonomy places the organism in Eukaryota, Fungi, Basidiomycota, Agaricomycetes, Boletales, Suillaceae. The record is from RefSeq and is a predicted model, not a curated record.